Antechinus flavipes (yellow-footed antechinus) is the source of this 516-nucleotide messenger RNA. RefSeq names its product cytochrome b-c1 complex subunit 6, mitochondrial. The record is from RefSeq and is a predicted model, not a curated record. The coding region runs from base 76 to 345 and encodes 89 amino acids. Gene Ontology annotation, biological process: mitochondrial electron transport, ubiquinol to cytochrome c. The transcript is spliced from 4 exons. Lineage: Eukaryota; Metazoa; Chordata; Mammalia; Dasyuromorphia; Dasyuridae.
GUCCGUGACCCUGGCGAGUCCUUCUCGGCCAGUAGGGAGGAGUCGUGCUUGCUGAAGCUGUAGCGGACGGGAGACAUGGUGGUCGAGGACGAGAAGAAGGCGCUGAACGGCGAGGAACCGAAGAAGGAAGAAGAAGAACCAGAAUUGGUGGACCCUCUGACCACUGUGAGGGAGCAAUGUGAGCAGAUGGAGAAGUGUGUGAAGGCCCGAGAGCGGCUGGAGACGUGCGCAGAACGAGUGUCUGCAAACCCUCACACUGAGGAGGACUGCACCGAGGAGCUCUUUGACUUCCUGCAUGCCCGAGACCACUGUGUGGCUCACACGCUCUUUGAAAGUGUGAAAUAAACCUCCGAGGCCCGGGAAGCCCCGCAGCCUCCUUGCUGCUCACCUCACCCUGGAUCUCAAAUCCUGUGUCCCCUGUCCUGCUCUCUGCAUGAGGCCUGGUGGCUGCAGGCUUGGGCCUGGAGUCCGGGUGACCCGGAGCAGCUCCCUUGUAAUAAAGUCUAGUCAUCUGUG